AUGAGUCGAAAGCGGAAGGAGGCAUGUGGUACGUCUUUGGAGCCAAAGUCACGGGCUGACGAUGCUUGGUGGGAUAUGCCACAGGUGUCUUUGCUCAUUGAAUUGAUGUAUGAGCAUUACAAGAAAGGACACCUUAUCUCAUCAACAUUUAGUGAGCAAAUUUGGCAUGAAAUCGUGGUUGAAUUGUACGAACGUAAUAAAACACAAUACACUGUGGCUCAACUUAAAGGUAAGGCUAACAGGCUUCGAAUGCUUUGGCGUAAGUUUUAUGAUUUGGUAUACAAACGGACUGAUUUUGGUUGGGACCCAACAACGUGCACUGUGACUGCCAGUGAGGAUCGUUGGGCUGAAUGGAUCCCAGCUAAUCCGAGAGAGUCUGGCUUGAAAAAGAAGGGUCUUCCUCAUUUCGAUUUAUGUACUGAGAUGUUCUCAUCUUCUGUAGCCACCGGCAGUAAUGCCCGCUCCUCUGCCAUGCCUCCUGUCUCCAACAAUGACGAUGAUGAAGUUGGUGUAAGCUAUCCUGCAAUGGAUAGUAGUAAUCCACUCUCAUCCGGGACCGAGAACAUUCAAAGAGCAACAAGAGGCGUGCAGCGAAUAGGGGGGCAAAAUGAUCAGUGGAAUCGAAUUGAUGCCUGCAUUGAUGCCAUAACCACUUGCAGUGAAGCCAAAACUCGGAAGCUGGCCAAAAUUUCCAAUGAUGAUAUUGAAGAGUGCAUGGCUGCGCUGUGUAAAAUGGAGGGACUACUGCAGGAUUUAUUCUUUGCAGCAAGAUCAAUUUGUGUUGAAGGUGAGGCGUCAAAUGUUUGA
This is a messenger RNA of Sesamum indicum (sesame), 807 nucleotides long. The record is from RefSeq and is a predicted model, not a curated record. NCBI's taxonomy places the organism in Eukaryota, Viridiplantae, Streptophyta, Magnoliopsida, Lamiales, Pedaliaceae.